This is a messenger RNA of Alnus glutinosa, 1491 nucleotides long. Its product is annotated as ERBB-3 BINDING PROTEIN 1-like. Bases 172 to 1359 code for a protein of 395 amino acids. The record is from RefSeq and is a predicted model, not a curated record. The transcript is spliced from 10 exons. NCBI's taxonomy places the organism in Eukaryota, Viridiplantae, Streptophyta, Magnoliopsida, Fagales, Betulaceae.
UCCUAUAUAAGCUAACGCUGCCUUAAGGUUCGUAACCCUAGCUUCUAGUGAGCCACCUUUCAUUUGGUACUCCCUUCCAUUUUUUUCUGCUAAACCCUAGCUCCCAAACUAGCUCAACUCCGUCGCCGUCAUUUUAUCCCGUCGCAGGAGGAUAUCCGAAGCUCCAAGACGAUGUCGGACGAUGAAAGAGAGGAGAAGGAGUUGGAUCUCACUUCUCCUGAGGUCGUCACCAAAUACAAAAGCGCUGCCGAGAUCGUUAACAAGGCUUUGCAGCUUGUGAUAUCCGAGUGCAAACCAAAGGCUAAGAUUGUGGACCUUUGCGAGAAGGGCGAUUCGUACAUUAGAGAGCAAACUGGCAACAUGUACAAGAAUGUUAAGAGGAAGAUCGAAAGGGGCGUUGCUUUCCCAACUUGCAUCUCUGUAAACAACACUGUCUGUCAUUUCUCUCCGCUUGCCAGCGACGAGAUAGUGUUCGAAGAAGGUGACUUGUUGAAAAUUGAUAUGGGUUGCCAUAUAGAUGGAUUCAUCGCGGUAGUUGCACAUACUCAUGUUCUUCAGGACGGUGCAGUAACUGGAAGGGCAGCUGAUGUUAUUGCAGCUGCUAAUACGGCUGCAGAAGUUGCUUUGAGGCUCGUAAGGCCGGGAAAAAAGAACAAAGAUGUAACUGAUGCAAUUCAGAAGGUUGCUGCUGCUUAUGACUGCAAAAUUGUUGAAGGUGUUCUUAGCCAUCAGCUGAAGCAGUUUGUGAUAGAUGGUAACAAGGUUGUAUUGAGUGUAGCUGGUCCAGAGACAAGAGUUGAUGAUGCGGAAUUUGAGGAGAAUGAAGUUUAUGCUAUUGAUAUUGUAGCAAGUACAGGUGAAGGCAAGCCUAAGCUGUUGGAUGAGAAGCAGACAACUAUUUAUAAGAGAGCCGUUGACAGGAGCUACCACUUGAAGAUGAAAGCAUCUAGGUUUAUUUUCAGCGAAAUAAAUCAGAAAUUUCCUAUCAUGCCAUUCACAGCUAGGGCUCUGGAGGAGAAGAGGGCUCGGCUGGGUUUGGUGGAAUGUGUUAAUCAUGACCUCUUGCAGCCGUAUCCUGUUCUUCAUGAGAAGCCGGGUGAUUAUGUUGCUCACACCAAAUUCACAGUUUUGCUAAUGCCAAAUGGGUCGGAUAGAGUCACAUCUCAUCCUCUGCAGGAGCUGCAGCCCACAAAGACAAUAGAUGAUCCUGAAAUCAAGGCCUGGUUAGCCUUGGGCACGAAGACAAAGAAGAAAGGUGGUGGAAAGAAGAAGAAAGGUAAAAAAGGUGACAAAGCUGAGGAGUCAACAGAAGCCGAGCCUAUGGAUGCAACUACAAAUGGCGCCGCUUCCCAAGAUUGAGCCUUUUUGUUUUUCUGUUUCAUUUUUCAACCCCCUCGUCAAUUUUGGUACUUUGUUCAACCCAUUGUAUCAUGUUGGAUUGAGUUGGUUUAUUAUAGUGUUUAGACGUUAAUCCUAAUCAUGUUUCCUGCA